AUGAUUGUAAAUUUGCCGACCAUCGCGGUUUUGCCAGGGCCCGUCAACGAGUUCUUGUCUCACCCGUUCUGGCAAGUGCCAUGUCGUAUCUCGUAUCCAGUCUACCUCAUCUCCCUGCCUGUCCAGAAAUGGAUCUUCUACUCGACCGUCCGAGACAUCUACCUUUCCAACACGACCAUCUUGCUGAGCUACUGUGGGGUGCUGGUGAUCAGCUUCAUGUCAGCUUUCUUCAUCAGCCUGAUAGCCGAGGCCCCUUAUAUCAACAUCACUAAAGUCAUGGAGGGCAGACCGCUGCAAACCAAGAAACGAUCGUCCUCUGUUUAAAAUAAUUCCCUAUAAAUCAGUGAUAGAAAUAACGAACGUUUAAAAUCAAAGAAUUGCUGACUUUUCUUAAUUUUACAAAUGGAGCGUAGGAUGGUUCCGUCAUCACUCGUGCUGGAUAUGGUAUUUAGUUAUAAUGUCUGAUAAGAUUAC
Hyalella azteca is the source of this 474-nucleotide messenger RNA. RefSeq lists its product as uncharacterized. The record is from RefSeq and is a predicted model, not a curated record. The coding region runs from base 1 to 324 and encodes 107 amino acids. NCBI's taxonomy places the organism in Eukaryota, Metazoa, Arthropoda, Malacostraca, Amphipoda, Hyalellidae. The transcript has 2 exons.